Corapipo altera (White-ruffed manakin) is the source of this 2490-nucleotide messenger RNA. RefSeq names its product ubiquitin protein ligase E3 component n-recognin 7 (putative) (gene UBR7). NCBI's taxonomy places the organism in Eukaryota, Metazoa, Chordata, Aves, Passeriformes, Pipridae. Gene Ontology annotation, molecular function: ubiquitin protein ligase activity; zinc ion binding. The record is from RefSeq and is a predicted model, not a curated record. Gene Ontology annotation, cellular component: cytoplasm. Bases 36 to 1289 code for a protein of 417 amino acids. The transcript is spliced from 11 exons.
UUCCCGCCGCGCUUCGCGGCCCGCGCAGCCCGGACAUGGAGGCGGCGGCUCCCGAGGGCGCCGAGCCGGGCAGCGGCGGCGGCAGCGGCGCCGAGGAGCCCGUGGUGUCCCUGGCGGAGGUGCUGGCGGAGAACGAGGAGCUGGAGAAGGAAGCGCGGGCCGUGCUGGGGGGCAGCGACCACGAGCGCUGCAGCUACUCACAGGGCGCGGUGAAGCGGCAGGCGCUGUACGCCUGCAGCACCUGCACGCCGCCCGGCGCGGAGCCGGCGGGGAUCUGCCUGGCCUGCAGCUACGAGUGCCACGGCACGCACCGGCUCUUCGAGCUGUACACGAAGAGGAAUUUCCGCUGUGACUGUGGGAAUAGCAAGUUCAAGAAUCUGCAGUGCAAGUUACUCCCGGAAAAGGCCAAGGUGAAUGCAGGAAACAAAUAUAAUGACAAUUUCUACGGAUUAUACUGUACUUGUAAAAGACCUUAUCCUGAUCCUGAAGAUGAGAUUCCAGAUGAGAUGAUCCAAUGCAUAGUUUGUGAAGACUGGUUCCAUGGAAGGCAUCUUGGUGCAGUUCCCCCUGAAAGUGGAGACUUCCAUGAAAUGGUGUGCCAGGCCUGCAUGAAGCAUUGCCAUUUCCUGUGGGCUUAUGCAUCACAGUUAGCAGUUCCUCCUUUGACCAAAGUGAACUCUCUUGAAGAUGAAAGGAUUGUCCUGAAGAUUGAGGAAAGUGAAGAGCAGAAAAAAGAAAUAAAAAAAGAAAGUGGAGUGGAACACCAAGACUCAAAGGAGGAAAAGCAAACGGAACAGUUUAAUGAACCAUCCACCAGCUCUGGGUCUGCCUGUCCCGAGGUAGUUACUAAGAGUGAGGAACCAGUCUGCAAGCUGAAGGAGCUCCAAAGUAAGCCAUUCUUGAAAAAAGAUACUGCUACCUUUUGGCCAUCAAACUGGAGGAGCAAAUUAUGCACCUGUGAAGACUGUUUGAAAAUGUAUUCAGACCUUGAAGUCCAGUUCCUGACAGACGAAUGUGACACUGUCUUGGCUUAUGAAAAUAAAGGUACCAGUGACCAAGAGACGGAGAGAAGAGAUCCUUUAAUGGACACCCUUAACAGCAUGAACAGAGUUCAGCAAGUGGAACUCAUCUGUGAAUACAAUGAUUUAAAGACGGAACUGACAGACUAUCUCAGGAGGUUUGCAGAUGAGGGAACGGUGGUUAAAAGAGAAGACAUUCAGCACUUCUUUGAAGAAUUCCAGUCACGGAAAAGGCGACGGACUAACAGGAUGCAGUACUACUGUAGUUAGACUGAGAGGGUUUGGGUCUGAAAGGACCACUGGGAAAACAAUAUUCACUGGCAAACAGAAGAGGCAUCUUCAGUAUCUCAGUAUAUCAGCUUCUCAUCAAAAUCCAGCUGUCCAAGAAACAUCUUCAUUUUGUCUCCUACUUUAUUUGUAGCAACUAAAACACGUUCUUAACAGGUUCUUACCGUUGCAGUUAGAGGGAUUUUGGUACCGAUCAACUUUGCAUUCCCCCAAAAGCCAGCCUUGUCUCCAGGGAGAGUUGGCUUGUUACCAGAACAGUGUGUCACUGUUUGUUCCCCGUAGCCUUUCACCCUUUAGCCUCCUGUCAGUGCCUAGAGCUGUAGGCUGUGCUAAACCCACGUGGGCUCUGCCUGCCCUGCCCUCCCCUCUCUGCAGUGCAGGGAACGAGCUCCUUGUUUUCCUGCUGUAAAUGGCUCUGUCUCGCCCUUUGGGGUGCAGCAGUUCUGGCCAGGGCUCCCUGCACCCAGGAGGUGUCUGUUCCUGUGCAGGGCUCAUGGCUUCUCAGUGGCUGGAGCGGACACAGUUGUGGCUGUGGGUGACCCACGGGUCCCUCCAGGGCAGCCAAACCACUGUCACUGCUGCCUGCUCGCUCACCGCUGGGGAAGCACUCCCUGGGCAGGUCAGAAAUGGGGAAUCAGAGGUUAGGCUUGAUGCAACAGAAUGUUCUAUCUGGUUUUAUACAUUAAAAAAUCUGUUUCUAAUAUUGUACAGUGAUGUUUUACAUGAAAAAAAUUGUCACAUGAUGUCAAUUCACUUAUUAGAAUAUAAACAAUAUCUAGGAGGAGGUACUGAAUUACAAACUAAGCAUGGGGGGUUUGUUAUAGGACUUGUAAUGUGCUUUGAUUUCAAAAACUAGCCUACAGCAAAUUAUUCUACUUCAUAAAUGUUGCUGAAAACCCUGAAGCAUCCUGAUAUUUUGCUACAGUAUGAAACAUGGUCUUUUUAUAACCACUGUGAUAAGCAUGGGAGAUGUUUCACUGACUUUUAAGACUCUACACUUAGCCGCAAUUAAGAAUUGACUUUUUGUAAUUUUUGGAGCCUAAUGUAGUUUUUAGUUUUCUUUACCUUCAGCCCCCAAAACAUACAUUAAAGUUCUAGUUUUUGAGGAUUUCUAUACCAUGGGGUACUAUUCUGCUUCUGUGUUAAUGAUUUUUGAGAACAAAGACCUUUAUCAUUCUCACUA